AUGAUCGGGCGACUGGUUCCGACGGGGAGUUCUCACGGCACGGGAUCUUGCACGCUGGGAUUGCACUCCGCCUCUCUCUCCGCGUCACGCGCGCACACAGCAGAUCCCGCCAUGCUCGCGUGUAUCUUCCCGCCUCUCCCUGCUGCUUCCCCCCUUGCCACGCCCACUGCCUCCUCCUCCUCUCCCGCCGUCGCAUGCGCUUCGGCUCGAACUCCCUGCUUCAUCUCCUCUCCCUCCUCGUCUCUCCCACUCUACUCGCCUUACUCACCCUACCCAACCUACUCAUCUUACUCAUCUUCCUCGUCCUCCUCAUCCUCCUUUCCACCCACCUGCGCGUCCUUCACUUCCCCGCUUCUGCACCCGCGCCCCGCACCCUCCGGUCGCGCCUCCGCCGCUAGCAUCUCAACCCCACGCAGCGCCAGCGGAGCCGUCAGUCUAAGCGGUCAAUUGAGUGCCAGCUCAAACAGCAGCUCAACCGGCAGUUUAAACGGCAGUAGCUUAAGCGGCAGUCUAAGCAGCAGCCUGCAUGGCAGUGUAAGCGGCAGCGGAAGCUGGUCCCGUCACAGUAGAGAAGCAGCGCGUGGGGCAAGAAGGGGAAGCGGGGACGUGGGGGAUCGGCGGAGAGGAUUACCUGCUACCGCCGCGUCAGCUACAGCCUUAAUCUCCGCGGACGGGGGAGGCGGGGGCGGAGGCGGGGGAGGGGAAGGGGCAGGCGGGCGCUUGAAAGGCGGAGCAGCAGCAGCAGCUGUGGGGGGGAAUGGGAUAGGCGUGUCGUGGGCGUGGAGAGGAGGCGGGGGAGAGAUGAGCGGGGAGGGCGCGGAGGCGAGAGGCGGAGCGGCGGAUGGGGGAGUGGUGGGGCUGCUGCAGCAGCUGCCGCUGCGGAGGUUCCUCGUGUGGGCUUUAGUGGCCGGGCUUGUCAUCCAGUUACGAGAUUUCGGGUUGCAUGUGAAGGAACGUGCGGGUGGGGCGGGAUUGUUGGCGGGCAUGAGGAGGGUAUGGGCUGGGCUGAUAAUGAUGGGCACAUACGUGCUCAGCGUGGUGGCGAAUGCAGCAGUGGAGGGAGCGCAGAGGGUGCUGCCAGCCAAGCGGCGCCUGCUAGUGGCGCUGCUCUAUGCCUUUGCCCUCGCUGCCCUCCUCGCCCUCGGCUUUGCCUACCUGCCCCCGCUAUACAACACCGCCACACAGCUAAUUCUGAACAUCCAGGGCGAGGAUGCAUACUCAUGGAUAGCCACGCGCAUGCGAGCAGAGUUCGGAGACACAUUCACGGAGCAGUUGGAGCGCUACAUGCUGCUCAUGAUGUCCCCGCCAACCACCCAAGGCAUCAUGGGUGCGGGGGGCGUGGCGAUGGCAGCGCACCCGUCAGCGGCGCUGAGGCAGGUGUUCAAGAAGUAUGCUGGCAGCAUGCUCUCUCUGCUCGCCACCGCCUUUGCUGCCACUGGCCGCUUCCUGCUCAAGUCGCUCGUGAGCCUUAUCCUGUCGGCCAUGAUCGUGUGGGACCUGCCCUCCCUCGCCCGCGGCAUGCAGUCGCUGCAGACGUCCCGCUUCGCCCCCAUCUAUGACGAGCUCGCUCCCGUGGUGCUAACCUUUGGGCGCAUCUUCUGCCGGGCUCUCGAGGCGCAGAGUCUGAUAGCGGUGGUGAACACGGCGCUCACCUUCCUGGGCAUGAUGCUGCUCAACAUCCACGGCAUCCUCGUGCUCUCUGCGGUCGUCUUUGUCUUCUCCUUUGUUCCCGUCGCCGGGGUCGUCAUCUCCACCGUCCCCAUGGGCCUCGUCGCUCUCUCCGAUCCCACUGCUCCUGAUGUUGCCUUUCAUUUACCGCACUGUCUCAAGUUUUGUCAACAACUGUUUUUGCUCAUCCAUGCUUGUCUGUAUGUCUCCCUGCAUGUCUCUCUCCUCUCCUCCACCCCUCGUCACCCCAUAGCACAAUCGUUCACUGCCCACCCUGCUUCUCUCCUCUCCUCCCUCCGCUUCUCCAUGUUCCCCUCCUCCCUCUGCCUCCCCCUGUCCCUCCUCAUUUCUCUCCCCCCCUCCGUCCCAUCAGCCCAUCUGAAGCUCCACCCCAUCCUCACACUUGCAGUGCUGCUGGUAGCAGAGCACGCCAUGGGCGUGUGGGGCCUACUGGUCGCCGUACCCCUUACAGUCUUCAUCGUUAAGCACAUCAUCCACACUAAUCCCCUCGCAUCGUUGGACGGUCCAUCCGAACCAACAUCCUUAUCCUCAUCGUCACCAUCGUUACCACCUGCAUCUGCUGCUGCCAAGUCACUACCACAGCUGGAAGGCACGGCAGAGGCAGACGAUACAGAUUCGCCACACCAUCACCCAGAAACCUGA
Closterium sp. Naga37s-1 is the source of this 2331-nucleotide messenger RNA. NCBI's taxonomy places the organism in Eukaryota, Viridiplantae, Streptophyta, Zygnematophyceae, Desmidiales, Closteriaceae. The record is from the annotation of a GenBank genome assembly.